This is a messenger RNA of Brassica rapa (field mustard), 2332 nucleotides long. Its product is annotated as heat shock 70 kDa protein 8. Gene Ontology annotation, molecular function: ATP binding; ATP-dependent protein folding chaperone. The record is from RefSeq and is a predicted model, not a curated record. Lineage: Eukaryota; Viridiplantae; Streptophyta; Magnoliopsida; Brassicales; Brassicaceae.
GAUUAAAGAAAUAAAAAAAUCUCCCUCUCCUCAUUUUCUAAGAAGCGCCGAAGUUCUCUAGGAAGCUCUAGAAGAUCAAAUCCCUUCACUCUCGCACCUUCUAAAACUCUGUCUACUUCUUCGUGCGUCUGUGUCUCUCCACGAACCAUAAUCUUCUAAAAUAAGCUACAACUACAAAACCCACUUGUGAAAGAUCUCUCCUUUGAUCAGGAGAGUGAGCUUCCGAGAAUCCGACAGACACUUGACAACUAGUUUCAGUUCUUGUCUGAAUCAGGACAAAAUGGCAGAACCAGCGUACACAGUAGCAUCAGACAGCGAGAACACAGGAGAAGAGAAGUCCUCAUCAUCUCCUUCCUUACCCGAAAUCGCCGUUGGAAUCGACAUUGGCACAUCCCAAUGCAGCAUAGCCGUCUGGAACGGCUCUCAAGUCCACAUCUUGCGUAACACGAGAAACCAAAAGCUAAUCAAAUCCUUCGUCACGUUCAAAGACGAAGUCCCCGCAGGCGGCGUGAGCAGCCAGCUCACGCACGAGCAAGAGAUGCUGACCGGAGCCGCCGUGUUCAACAUGAAACGCCUCAUAGGUCGCGUGGACACCGACCCGGUCGUCCACGCCAGCAAAAGUCUUCCCUUUCUCGUCCAAACCCUAGACAUCGGAGUCAGACCGUUCAUCGCCGCGCUGGUGAACAACGCGUGGAGGUCGACGACUCCGGAGGAAGUCUUGGCGAUCUUCCUCGUGGAGCUGCGCCUGAUGGCGGAGAAUCAGCUGAAACGCGCGGUGAGAAACGUGGUGCUCACGGUUCCUGUGUCCUUCUCCAGGUUCCAGCUCACUAGGAUCGAGAGAGCUUGCGCUAUGGCUGGACUCCACGUCCUUAGGUUAAUGCCUGAGCCCACAGCCGUCGCGCUGCUGUACGCGCAGCAGCAGCAGAUGACGAGUCAUGAUAACAUGGGAAGCGGAAGCGAGAGGGUAGCGGUUAUAUUCAACAUGGGUGCUGGCUACUGCGACGUCGCGGUGACCGCAACCGCUGGUGGCGUCUCGCAGAUCAAAGCCUUGGCUGGAAGCGCCGUCGGAGGAGAAGACAUCUUGCAGAACACUAUGCGGCAUGUCGCUCCUCGACCGGACAAGGAAGGUUCGGGGUCGCUGCGUGUGGCGACGCAGGACGCUAUACACAGGCUGUCGAAGCAGGAGAGUGUUCAGAUAGAAGUUGAUUUGGGAGACGGUGACGUGGUGUCCAAGGUUCUCGAUAGGUUGGAGUUUGAGGAAGUGAACAAGAAGGUCUUCGAGGAGUGCGAGAGGCUUGUUGUGCAGUGUCUGAGGGAUGCUAAAGUGGACGUUGAUGAUGUAGACGAUGUGAUAAUGGUCGGAGGGUGUUCUUACAUACCUAAAGUGAGAGCCAUCGUCUCUAACGUGUGCAAGAAGGAAGAGAUUUAUAAGGAAGUGAAUCCGUUAGAAGCUGCGGUUAGAGGAGCUGCUUUGGAAGGUGCUGUGACGUCAGGGAUUCACGACCCGUUCGGGAGUUUAGACCUCUUGACUAUACAAGCUACAGCUCUUGCGGUUGGAGUGAGAGCUAAUGGUAACAAGUUCGUACCCGUGAUACCGCGCAACACGAUGGUUCCUGCGCGCAGGGACCUCUUCUUCACCACGGUUCAUGAUGACCAGAAGGAAGCUUUGAUCGUUGUGUAUGAAGGUGAAGGAGAGAGCGUUGAAGAGAAUAAUCAUCUUCUUGGUUACUUCAAGAUCGUUGGGAUCCCGGCGGCGGCUAAAGGAGUUCCGGAGAUUAAUGUUUGUAUGGAUAUCGAUGCUUCGAAUGCUUUGAGGGUGUUUGCGGCGGUGUUGAUGCCGGGGUCGAAGAGUCCUGUGGUUCCUGUGGUUGAGGUGAGGAUGCCGACGGUUGAUGAUGGACAUGGUUGGUGUGCUCAAGCGUUGAGUGCGAAGUUUGGAUCUGCUCUUGAUUUGGUUACUCUUCAGAGGAAGUGAUGUAAGUUUGAAUAAUGAGGCUCCGAAUGGUAACUGCGGUUUGAGCGGUGCGGGACAAGCGGUUCAACUGCGGUGCGGUUUUAACAGUUAUAAAAAUGUAUAGAUAUAUAGUAUAUGUAGAGAUUUUUGUUACUGUUAACUGCGGGGCGGGGCGGGACGAUGGUUACCAUUCGCAGCCUGAGAUGUUUUAUGUAGUCGUUUAGCAAAGAGUUUGCGUGUGUUUGGAGUCUGUUGUGUUGAAACUUGGUGACAAUGUGUGAAUGCGUAAAUGUAAUGAAGUAAUAAUGUUAUGCACUAUGCAGAUUGUAUAAUAAUAAUAUAAUAAUAAACAGAGUCUUGGACACUUACUUUUGAGCU